GGGCGGUGGGUGAGGAACAUGGGCGUACUUGGCUUUCUUCCUUCCCCAGCAUGGCGAGAUGAAGGCUGGGAGGAGAGCGGAGAGAGGGAGCAGCCUGAAUGCAUCCCAAGGAGAAGCGCGAGGGGGAAAGGUGUUGUUGAAGCUGAAGGACGCUGUUGGUACAAGGAUAAAUAGACGUAAGCUGGACAUGUUUGUUGCCGAGGAGAAUGUAGAUUUUCGGAUACACGUGGAGAACCAAACACGAGCAAGAGACGACGUGAGCAGGAAGCAGCUCCGGCUCUAUCAGCUGUACAGCAGGACAAGCGGGAAGCACAUCCAAGUGCUGGGCAGGAGGAUCAGCGCCAAAGGAGAAGACGGAGAUAAAUAUGCCCAGCUUCUAGUGGAAACAGACACUUUUGGCAGUCAAGUCCGGAUCAAAGGGAAGGAGACAGACUUCUACCUUUGCAUGAACAGGAAAGGCAAGCUAGUGGGGAAGCCUGAUGGCACCAGCAAGGAGUGCGUCUUCAUUGAGAAAGUCCUAGAAAACAACUACACGGCGCUGAUGUCAGCAAAAUAUUCAGGCUGGUAUGUUGGAUUCACCAAAAAAGGGAGGCCACGGAAAGGGCCCAAGACCCGGGAGAACCAGCAAGAUGUACAUUUUAUGAAGAGGUACCCAAAGGGGCAAGUGGAGAUACAGAAACCUUUCAAGUACACAACAGUCACCAAGAGGACUAAGAGAAUACGACCCACCAACCCCAGUUAAAAGUAGACGAAACAGUGUCACAAUAAUAAACCACAAAAAAAAAAAAAAAA
Messenger RNA from Meleagris gallopavo (turkey), 792 nucleotides. NCBI's taxonomy places the organism in Eukaryota, Metazoa, Chordata, Aves, Galliformes, Phasianidae. The record is from RefSeq and is a predicted model, not a curated record.